Messenger RNA from Mercenaria mercenaria, 2695 nucleotides. Its product is annotated as trichohyalin-like. Bases 51 to 2576 code for a protein of 841 amino acids. The record is from RefSeq and is a predicted model, not a curated record. The transcript has a single exon. NCBI's taxonomy places the organism in Eukaryota, Metazoa, Mollusca, Bivalvia, Venerida, Veneridae.
UGUGAUAUUGUUUCAAAUUCAAGUGCUGUAUAGAAUUAUUUGAAUUCGAAAUGGCUGAAUAUUUAUCAGAACGGGAAAGGAGAAAGAUAGAAAGACAAAGAAGGAAAGAGGAGGAAGAAGAAAGGAAGUUGUUAGAAGAACUAGAUAGAGAGUUGAAAGAAAAUCAGGAGAAAGCAAUAAGAGAUUUGAAAUUACAACAAGAGAGAAUAAGGAGAGAAAAACGUGAAAAGUUAGAACGGAGGAGAGAAAUUUUACAAAAACAAAGUCAGUUGAAAGAACUGGAAGAACAGAAAACACUGAUGGAAGAGAGACUCACAUUAAUGGAUGAACAUCCAGUUAUCAAUGAGGAUGUCGAAGGAAGCCAUAUUGAUAAUAUAUUACCACAAAGUAUGGUGCAUGAUUAUGCCCAUAGGGAUGAAGAUUCAUGUGAUGAAAGGAGUGAAGAAAGUAAUCAGAGUGACUCUUCAUAUACUACCCUAGAUGAAUUAGAUAAUGAACAAUUAGUUAACCUAGGUAUUCCAAAAGACACCAGUUCCUUCAUUGAUAGUCACGAGACUAAAUUAAGGACAAUAGAAAGAGAAAUACAGUGGUUAGAAAGCAAAGAAAAAGAAUGCGAACAACAAAACAUAGAACAAGUUCAACAUACAGAUAAAAUCGCAUCGGGUUACAGACAAAAAGAUGAGAGUUUAGAAAUGAGUCAUAGAAACUUAACACUCAGAAAACAGAUUGAGGUCAGAGAUAAACCGAUAGAGAACAGCAAGCACCAUAUAUAUGAUAAAGACUUAAAAAGAGAAGAUGUUACAUAUAAAGAAGAUAUGGAGUUCAAUGGAGAACCUGAUUAUGAUAAAGACUUAAAAAGAGAAGAUGUUACAUAUAAAGAAGAUAUGGAGUUCAAUGGAGAACCUGAUUAUGGUGAAAGACCCGAAGAACAUAAACUGAAAGAACAGAUUGAACAGCUACAAACACAGAAGAUAAAGGUUGAAAAUGAGAUAAAGCAGAACAAAUUAUUAAAAGACAAACAAAGAAAGGAAAUGGAAAGGAAAAGGCUUGAAGAGUUAAAGAUAAAACAGGAGAUAGAAAGGAAAAAGGAAGAAAGGUUAAGAAAACUGAAAGCUGAAAAGGAUAGGUUAGCAAAGGAAUUGAAUCAACAAGAGAAUACUCUUCGUAGUCUGAAGGAAGAAACCGAGUAUGAACGAAAGAGAAAAACAGAAAGGCAAAGCAAAGAUAAGACAGAAAUUCAAGAGGUUGUGAAAGAAAAAGAUCAUUGGAAAGGGAAAUUACUGAAACCUACGAUACCCAACCUUACAGAAGAUACAUUUGACGAGUGGAAAAUUGAAGUAGAAGUGAUCAUGAAUUCAGGCCUAUAUGAAGAAAGUAUGUUAAGAAAAGCAGUAAGGAACUCCCUUUGUGGCCAAACAAGAAAGAUCUUACUCACAAUACCACCGUCAACUACUACAAAGGAAAUCAUAAGCAAGUUGGAAAAUGUUUAUGGCAAUGUAAGAUCAGGUGAAUCAGUGUUAGCAGAGUUUUAUAUGUCUAGACAAGGAAGAGAUGAAGGAAUAGCAGAAUGGGGAAUCAGGUUAGAAAGCAUUAUCCAAAAAGCAAUAGUGAAAGGACACAUAAAAGAAAGCCAAAAGGAAGAAAUGCUAAAAACAAGAUUUUGGAGACAGCUUUACAGUGAAGAAAUUAAGAACGCAACAAGAAUGUAUUUUGAAACUGCACAAAAAUUUGAAGAAUUGAGAAAGAAGGUAAGGGUAGAAGAGAAUGAAAUGAAAAUUGCCCGAGAUGAACCUAUGAUAGAUGAGAAAUCAUACACCAUUAAAGAACAAGCACAGACUAAGGAACAGAGGAAUGUACUAGAGGACUUAGUUGAUAGAAUGAAACAUCUAGAAACAGAAACUAGUAAGGCGAAAAUAACAGAUAACGAGAACAGAAGUAGAUACAGAGACUACCAUAGAACAGACAGAGGAUAUAACAGAAAAGACGACACGUAUGAUAGAGAGAGGAGAUACUAUAGAAGGGAUAGAUACGACGACAGAUAUAAUAAAGAAUAUGCAAGAGAAAGAAGAAGUGACGACACAUACUACAGAGAUAAUAGAAGAAGAAACAACGAUAGAUAUAACAGAGGCAACGGAAUAGAUAGAAGAUACGGCGACAGAUAUAGUGAUUAUAGAGAAAGGAGAAGAUACAGCCCACGAGAUAGGAGAAAUGAUAGAACUGAUUAUUUGGACCAAGACAACGAAAGAAGAUACAACAGAGAUUACAGGCAAACAAGUGAGAAAGAAAAUAGAGAUAGAAGACGACUAGACAAUGAAAGAGAACACAAAUAUUAUGAGGAUAACAGAUCACCAAGUCAUCGAGAUAGUGGAUACAGGAGAGAACCAGGAGAAGAAGGAGGCUAUAGAUAUAACAGAGAAGAAAGAAGACAGACUACAAACAAUGAAGACAAAAGUAAUAGUAAUGUAAAUGCUGAAAGGAAAGAUAGGGAUAAUAGAGAAGAAAAACACAGGAAUUAUGAGAACCAGGAUAAGAAGAGUUCUUUAAACUCAAGGACGUCUCUGUCGGGGAGCAGAUAGGAGACAGUGCGAAGAAUGAAUGCUCCAAGAAAACAUUAAUAUAUGAAAGGAUUGUUGGUAGCAACAACGUUGGAGAAAUUGAAAUAGAAGGAACAUACAAUAAAGGAAUUGUAGAUACA